Staurois parvus is the source of this 400-nucleotide messenger RNA. Lineage: Eukaryota; Metazoa; Chordata; Amphibia; Anura; Ranidae. The record is from the annotation of a GenBank genome assembly.
GGGGAUUGGAACACCUGAAUCCAAUGAUUGGGAGGGGAUUGGAACACCAGAAUCCAAUGAUUGGGAGGGGAUUGGAACACCUGAAUCCAAUGAAUGGGGGGAUUGGAACACCUGAAUCCAAUGAUUGGGAUGGGGAUUGGAACACCUGAAUCCAAUGAUUGGGAGGGGAUUGGAACACCUGAAUCCAAUGAUUGGGAGGGGAUUGGAACACCUGAAUCCAAUGAUUGGGAGGGGAUUGGAACACCUGAAUCCAAUGAUUGGGAGGGGAUUGGAACACCUGAAUCCAAUGAUUGGGAGGGGAUUGGAACACCUGAAUCCAAUGAUUGGGAGGGGGAUUGGAACACCUGAAUCACAAUGAUUGGGAGGGGAUUGGGAAAACCUGAAUCCAAUGAUUGGGAGG